Molecule: messenger RNA, 1299 nt
Organism: Prunus avium (sweet cherry)
Lineage: Eukaryota; Viridiplantae; Streptophyta; Magnoliopsida; Rosales; Rosaceae
Source: RefSeq, a predicted model, not a curated record
AUUUAAGUAGUUGAUUCUUAGAAGCUUCAAUCUAUGGCUUCUUGGGUUCUUUUACCCGUAGCUCCAGUAACCGGUAGCUGUAUAAUGGCUCCUGUGAGAACUCUGAGGUCGUCCUCCGUCUGCGUUCGGUCUUCUUUGGACACUAAUGUUUCUGACAUGAGUGUAAAUGCUCCAAAAGGGUUGUUUCCACCUGAACCUGAACACUACCGAGGUCCCAAGCUCAAAGUGGCUAUAAUUGGAGCUGGGCUUGCAGGCAUGUCAACAGCAUUUGAGCUUUUGGAUCAAGGCCACGAGGUGGGCGCAGACGAAAAUCUACUUGUCAAGGAUCAUACUCAUACUUUUGUAAACAAAGGGGGUAACAUUGGUGAAUUUGAUUUUCAGUUCCCAAUUGGAGCACCAAUACAUGGGAUUCUUGCAUUUUUGUCUACAAAUCAGAUUAAGACUUAUGAUAAAGCAAGAAAUGCAGUGGCUCUUGCAUUAGGUCCAGUUGUGAAGGCUCUGGUUGAUUCAGAUGGAGCAUUGAGGGAUGUACGGAAUUUGGAUAGUGAAAUUGAAGCAAGCUUUGGGAUUACUAAUCUUCUUUAUACUCCUGAUGCAGAUUUCUCUUGCUUUGCCGGCCUAGCACUUACUUCUCCGGAAGAUUACUACAUUGAGGGACAAGGUUCACUCCUCCAAUACAUUUUGACACCAGGUGAUCCUUACAUACCUUUACCAAACGAAGAAGUUAUAGCAAGAGUGACGAAACAGGUUUUGGCUUUAUUCCCAUCAUCCCAAGGUUUAGAAGUCACUUGGUCAUCUGUUGCCAAAAUUUGGCAAUCUCUCUAUCGGGAGGCACCUGGAAAAGAUCCGUUUAGACCUGAUCGGAAGAGACCCGUAAAAAAUUUCUUCCUUGCCGGAUCGUACACAAAACAAACAGCAUGGAAUGAUGAUCUUCCAACGUUCAUAUUUUUCGUGGUUGCCAUAUCGUACGAAGAAACGCCAAAAGAAGCAGAAUUAUCUUGAUCUUCUUCGACACUGUAAUACCUAAUUAAGAUUUUUUUUUUUUUGCAACAUCAUGCUAUCCAUUGUGCUUGCUCUUGUCUUAUAGAAGUGAAUUUAUACGGUUGCGUUGUGUGGACAAUGCUGGCUCUUCUGACGGCAUGGUGCCUCUGUAGCAGCAGCUACUGUAUACUUAGCUAGCAAGGGUAAUGCGCAAAUUGGUUUGCAAUCUGCCAACAAUUCAACUCCUGCGAGCUCAUCUCUGACUCUUUAAUUUGAUCUUUUAUAGGAGUUGUUUUUAUACUCCUAAUCUUGCUCUCA